GCCGAAUUAGUGCUAGCCUGGCACCCCAUACUAGCGCCUCUCCCUGGAAGUGCGUGCCUAUUGGCGGCUCUCGCAGUCACAUACGCACCAGGAAUGAGUAUAGAAAUCCCUGAGGGGCUGACCGAGCUACUGCAGAGCUUUACCGUGCAGGUGUUAAGGAAGCAGCCAGAGGACCUGCUGGAAUUCGCCUUGCAGUACUUCACCCAGCUCAAGCAGUCUCAGAGCCAGGGCGCCCCCUUCAGCCAUGGCAUGGAAUUACCCUUCAGCCUCACUAAAGGGGUCAAUUUCGCCGAGGAGCCCAGCAUGCAGACUGACUCUGAAAACGGCGAAGAGGAUGAAGAGGACUUUGUGGCUCCAGUGAUAAACAGAUUUUCAAGAAGAGCAUCAGUGUGUGCAGAAGCCUACAAUCCAGAUGAAGAAGAUGAUGACACUGAAGUAAAGAUUUUAUUUCCAAAAACAGAUGACCAACGGAAUCGACUACAAGAAGCUUGCACGGAUAUUCUUCUGUUUAAGAAUUUAGAUCAAGAACAGAUGUCUCAGGUAUUAGAUGCAAUGUUUGAAAAACUCGUCCAGUGUGGAGAACAUGUAAUUGAUCAGGGCGAUGAUGGUGACAACUUUUAUGUAAUUGACAGGGGAACCUAUGAUAUUUUUGUGAAAUCUGAUGGAGUUGCAAGGUGUGUUUGUGCCUAUGAUAACCGUGGAAGUUUUGGGGAAUUGGCAUUAAUGUAUAAUACGCCUAGAGCUGCUACAAUUGUUGCUACAUCUGUUGGUGCUAUAUGGGGUUUGGAUAGGGCAACUUUCCGGAGAAUUAUUGUAAAAAACAAUGCCAAAAAGAGAAGGCUGUAUGAAAAUUUUAUAGAAUCAUUGCCAUUCUUGAAGUCAUUGGAAUUUUCAGAACGUUUGAAAGUGGUGGAUGUCAUUGGCACUAAAACAUACUGUGAUGAAGAACAAAUCAUUGCUCAGGGUGAUGGUGCAGAUAGUUUUUUCAUUGUUGAAUCUGGAGAAGUGAGGAUAACUAUGAAAAGCAAGAGCAAGCCAGAUGCUGAAACAAAUGAAGCUGUUGAGAUCGCCCGCUAUACCAGAGGGCAGUAUUUUGGAGAGCUAGCCUUGGUAACCAACAAACCUAGAGCUGCUUCAGCCUAUGCUGUAGGAAACGUCAAAUGCUUGGUCAUGGAUGUGCAGGCUUUUGAAAGACUCCUGGGACCAUGCAUGGAGAUAAUGAAAAGAAACAUUGCAAACUAUGAAGAACAGCUUGUUGCCCUGUUUGGAACAAACAUGGACAUUGCUGAUCCCAGUACAUGAAUGGUGAACACAGAAGAGAUGGUUUGGGAUGAAUAUGAGCACAGCAGUGGUCAGAUCACUGAAAAUGUGUUAAUCUUUUAUACAGAUGCAAAGCAUUUUAUGUACUUUUUUUUUUACAAACCAUGUUUUACAAUACUAGAGAAAUUAGUUUUUGCAUUUGUCUGCUAGCCAAAGUUAGGAUAAUUCAAUCUAAGUUGUUGUGGGGAUAGGCAUGCAGCUUUUGCAGAAUUUCAACAGUGCUUCUGUGUGUUAUAGUACAGAAAAUCUGUAGUUCAUGUUAUGGCCCAUCCACAUACUAUAUAACUUUUGUACUGAGUCAUGAUUCAUGUUGGCUAAAACUCCUCUGGAAGCACAAUGGCAGAAUUAAAAUGAAUCACAAGCAAAUAUAUUUAAAUCCUGUUGCCUUUAUUAGGUAAUUGUAUAAAGGACCGUGUAUGGGUGGAUUAUACCAUCAGAAAAUGCAAUUGUUAAAAGGUACCUGUAUAUAAUAAUGCAGUUGCUAGGCAGUGCUGUAAGAAAAUGGUACUAUGUCAGUUGUAUAUUAAUUUCAAGUUUGUACAAUGACGUUUUACCUUAGAGACUGGUGGACAAGUAUUAGUAUGACAUUAAUUGUGUUGCAAAUUUUGUAGAUGGACUCUUCCUGUAAUAAUACAUCUUAAUGUAGAUUAUUCUAAAAUGUGUAUAGGACCUAUUAUCUGGACACUAGAUACUUUUUCCAAAAAUCUCUGCAAAAUUGCAGUAGUAGUGUUUAAUUAAAAAUCCCACAGUUGUCAUUUUUGACUGGUUUUUGACCUUGUACUUAAUGCUAACUAAGCUAUCUAAAAUACAGGUUGUUCGCAAAUCGUUCCUAUUUUUUUUUUUCAAUUAGCUUUUAGCCUUAAAGGGGUUGUUCACCUUUCAAACACUUUUUUCAGUUCAGUUGUUUUCACAUUGUACCCCAGAAAUAGACUUUUUUUUUCAAUUAUUUUCCAUUAUUUAUUUUUUACUGUUUUUCUAAAAUCUAUAUUUAAAGUUUAAUGUCCCUGUCUCUGGCAGCUCAGUAAUUCAGAUGCAGACUAUAAACUGUUACAAUUUUGCAACAUUUAGUUGAUACAUUUCUCAGCAGCAUCUCUGUAGUAUUAGCAACAAUUGUAUCAAUUUUAACAGGAAUUCUGCUCAGCAGGGACAAAGAUAAGAAAUGUAUCAACUAAAUGUAUCAAUUUAGAACAGUUUACAGGGUCGGCGACCCCCCCUUCCCAGAACUGCUUUAGAAGGUGAAAAUUACACUUCAAUAUUAGAAAAACAGCCACAUGUAGAAAAUAGAAAGUGAUUGGAAAAAUGUCGUCUUUUCUGGUGAUCUGUCUGAAAACAACUAUUUGUUUGAAGGUGAACAACCGCUUUAAGGUACAGUGCUUCAAAUUAUGGAAAGAACCCUUAGGGCUCAUGCAUUCUGGAUACUAGAUAUUGAUUCUGACAUUUUGUUUAAUCUGAACCUGAUGUAAUUUACAGCUUUAUUGCUGUAGUGAGUGCAUUAUAGAAAAUCAAACCAACCAACUACUUGUUCAAAAUUAGCUAUUUUGUAUUGAACAGGGGGAGGGUAGUGGGGCAUGAAAGAGGAAUUGAAAAUAGAGGGGAAGGUUCAAUCUUGGUCAUUCAGGAGGGAUCAUUGCAUAGUGUGUUCUUCAUAGGUACCUCAGGUUGUGUUGUUGGCUUCCAGCUGUAGGCUGUUCAGGUACAGUCGGCUGACCACAGAAACCACUCCAGCUUUCCUUCAUAGCUCCUCUCUAGAGCUAAAGGGUUUAUAGAGAGUUUAUCUCUGAUAGUCUCCAUUGCUAUAAUCCAGUUCACUUUAAUUAUCAUUUCUAUUAACAAGGGAUUUGUGGUUGUUUGCCUCUGUAAGGAUGUGGUUGGCCAGUUUGUUGGAUUGUUUUGAGAGUAUUUCUCGCAUUUUCAUGCCGAACAGAAAUGUUUGUGAGGCUUUGGAGAACAGAGUCUCUACCAUUUUCCAGAACACUUGAACAAUCUGAAACCAACUGAACUGAAAAAAGUGUUUGAAGGUGAACAACCCCUUUAAACAGUCUAUUACAAGUCAGAAAAUGAAAGGAAAAACAUGAUUGAUUCCUACAGGCAUAUUUUUCCCCAAGAGUUUACUUUUAAAAGUCAUUAUUUUUAUAUAAAUGAAAGUAAGUAAGCUUUAUUCAUAGAGCAAACUAAAAGCAAAGUUGUUAGGGUGAUCUGCAUUGUAUAUACAUGCAAAAUUAUCUGCCUUUGUAUAAAUGUAAAAUUGUCAUUUUUUAUUGUUAAGAUACAGUAAUUGCUCUAGAUUUCAGUUGUAUUUAAAAUGAAGAAAAAUAAACCAGUCAUACAGAAAAACAGCACCAUAUACUAAUUAGAAUAAAAAGUAUUGAUUGUUUUUUCCUCAUGAAUUCAAGUACACUUUAAAAUAAAGGACACAUUUAAUUAAA
Xenopus laevis (African clawed frog) is the source of this 3746-nucleotide messenger RNA. RefSeq names its product protein kinase, cAMP-dependent, regulatory subunit type II beta S homeolog (gene prkar2b.S). Lineage: Eukaryota; Metazoa; Chordata; Amphibia; Anura; Pipidae. Gene Ontology annotation, molecular function: cAMP binding; protein kinase A catalytic subunit binding; cAMP-dependent protein kinase inhibitor activity. Gene Ontology annotation, cellular component: plasma membrane; cAMP-dependent protein kinase complex; cytosol. The record is from RefSeq and is marked provisional.